Messenger RNA from Pungitius pungitius (ninespine stickleback), 1701 nucleotides. It is a transcript of the gene ift38, whose product is annotated as clusterin associated protein 1. Lineage: Eukaryota; Metazoa; Chordata; Actinopteri; Perciformes; Gasterosteidae. Gene Ontology annotation, cellular component: cilium; centrosome; intraciliary transport particle B. Bases 193 to 1455 code for a protein of 420 amino acids. The record is from RefSeq and is a predicted model, not a curated record. The transcript is spliced from 13 exons. Gene Ontology annotation, biological process: cilium assembly.
UAACUGCCGUAAAACACGAGAAGAAGAAAAGAAGAAGAAGGAAAAAUAGGACUAGAAUGUGUCUCCAUAGCGACCAUCAAUGGUCGACGCGAAUGGCCACCUAGCCCAGAUACAACAACGACGGGAAACAACAUCUUUAUCAGCCCCCUUGUGGAGGAACCCGUGCAUAUUCUUCUUUAAUUUGCGCUUAAAAUGUCCUUCAGAGACUUAAGAAAUUUUACAGAAACGAUGAGGGCCUUGGGCUAUCCUCGGUUGAUAUCCAUGGAAAACUUCAAAACACCAAACUUCACUUUAGUGGCAGAAAUCCUCAUAUGGCUUGUAAAGAGAUUUGAGCCUCAGAUGGACAUUCCCACAGAUGUUGAUACAGAGUCAGACAGAAUAUUUUUCAUCAAGGCAGUGGCCCAGUUUAUGGUAACAAAGGCUCACAUUAAGUUGAACACAAAGCGCCUCUACCAGGCUGAUGGCUACGCAGUGAAAGAGAUGCUGAAGAUUACUUCAGUACUGUACAGCGCUAUGAAAACCAAGCAGUUGGCUCUGACAGACACAGCUGAGGAGGACAACAGCAAGUUCAAGUUUGAUCUCGGAUCACGGAUUUCAGAUCUCAAAGCAGCUCGGCAGCUAGCAUCUGAGGUCACAUCUAAAGGAGCAUCUCUGUAUGAUUUGCUGGGAAAAGAAGUGGAUCUAAGGGAAAUGAGAACUGCGUCCAUCGCCAGACCUCUGGAGAUCAAUGAAACUGAAAAGGCCCUAAGAGCUGCCAUCAAGGAGGUUUUGGUAAGUGUGGAGAAGACAAACAACAUGCUGAGUAACGUUGUUUCUGAUGAAACCAGUCUGGACGCGAAGAUAGAAAAGAAGAAACAGGAGCAGGAGAGAAAUCGGAAGAGGCUCCAGACGCUGCAGAGUGUCAGGCCGGCCUUCAUGGAUGAAUAUGAGAAGAUUGAGGAAGAUCUGCAGAAGCAAUAUGAAAUCUUUGUGGAGAAGUUCAGAAACCUCUGCUUCCUGGAGUCUCAGCUGGAUGAAUACCAUAGAAUGGAGCAGGAGAGAUUUGAGGAGGCUGAAAACACACUUAGGAUGAUGCAGCAUGCGUUGAAGGAGGAGGAGGAAAGGGAUCUGACCAAAAGCUCUUUAAAAGACGAUGAUUCUGACAUGGACGUUCCAGAGGACGAGGAUUCAGACAGCGACAUAGAAGAGUGUCGACCUACCAAGCCACGGCCCACACGAAAUGGCAUCCUGGCAGGUAGAGGAGCUCGGUUCAUCGGAAACAUGCAGGGCGGUGAUAGUGAUGAGACUGAAGACAGUGAGAUUGAUGUGGACGAGGAUGACGAGGAAGAUGAAGGCGAGGAGGAGAGCAAAGAUUUGGAGGAUGACAGUCUGGAGGGCCCAGUGUCCAGGGGUGCCCGUCCAUCUAAGGGGGGCAUAAGACCAACUUUACUGGAGGAGAGUGACAAUGACUUCUGAAAGAACACAGAUGAGCUGCAGCUGUUUCUGUCCACCAGCUUAGAUUAAAUCAUCCAAUUGCUUCUGAGAGAUAUGCGUUAACCAUUAUGUUACCAGCAUGUCAUUUGGCAAUGUAAAAAUCCAUGUAGUUUCUUUUUCUGAAAUAUUUCUGAAAACUUUACCAUAAUAAAAUCUAUUUUGUUGAAUAUAUGAGAUAUGAAAUAUAUCAAAGUUGAAUAAGAGCAGAAUAAAAGUGUGUGUCAAUUA